UAUUGUAAUUCCAACUGUUAAGUAUUCAGAUAGUAAAAUAUACACUACACUAUAUGAGUGUGGCUCCACCGUACACACCGGCCACGGUUCAUAUUCCAAGUACGUCCAGCGAUAACGGUAAUAAUAAUAAUAAUAAUAAUAAUUACUGAAAUAUAUUUUACAAUAACGUUACAACAGCUACGAUUACAACCGCCGACUAGAUUAGUUGUUAUAAUUUUUUCGAUCAGUCCUAUCGCGUUACCUUGUCCGAGCACAAACACACCGCGCCGCACAUUUGGAUUGCCCAAUAUUUGUUUAAAAUUAAAUCUACAUUUUUUCGCCUCGAAAAAUGUCGACCGGUGUAAUUUUUCGAAAAGGCGCUAAAGGUGAGAAAAUCACGGAAAACCGAAUAGAACACCUUUGACGGACCGAAUUCGGGCAGAAACUUGAGCGGUCAGUUACAACAAUAUGCACGUCCAACGACGAAAGAGGUCCGCCGCUUCCUACGGUGAUGACGCACAGGUUGGAUCUUGCGUCGAGAUGAAACCUUGUGGAACGGAAGCGGCCUGCAACCAGCUGCAAAAUAACACUUAUAUUUGCAUAUGUCCACAAGACGGGAGCAAACCCACCAAAGACUUGAAAUGUCCCAAGCGAUACACAGUCCCGUUGUCACCUAAAACAAUACCGAAUUUGAGCAUAAAUAAAAACGAACCCAGAAAGUACCAUUCUGGAUUGACGAUAUUGUCGCCACACAAUACAAAUCGAUCAACUCCAUCGACGCCGUUGAACGAAACCACGUCGUUUUUCCCAAUGAAGCCGUUGUACUUGGACGUGCUGGGCUUCUUAAUGACCAUAAAUCCAAUUAUUUUGUUAGCAGCCGCGGUGGCGACCGUUACAGCAAUUGUCAUUUUGUUGGUCAUGUGUUGGAGCUGGACUACGAAACGGACUUGUUGCCAAAAGAAGACAUUAAACAACAAGUAUAAUUUGUGUGCACAGACGCCGGUGGUCCCAUUGAUAAAAGGAAUGAUACAAGACGACUGUUACACUAUGAAUCCACAGUACGGGUCACAAUCAGCGGAUGACAGCAUGUUAAGGGAUACCAUUUUGAUACCGUACCUGAGUAAAGACUGCAUAUCGUCCAUGGAGGAAAUAGGCCAGGGCUAUUUUGGCAAUGUCUACAAAGGUACGUUAAGGCAUACGGAUGGCAAAGAGGAGACCGUGGCGAUAAAAGUAUUGAAGGAUCAUGCUAACUCGGAAGCCAAGGAAGACUUCAUGCGGGAAGUAGAGAUUAUGACGUAUUUCAGACACCAAAACAUUCUUACUUUAAUCGGAGUUUGUCCUCAAGAAGACAAAUUCUCUCCCUGGAUGGUGUUCGAGUACAUGGCAUACGGUGACUUGACAGAAGUAUUGCGUAACAGCAGCGAACAGUUCACUAGUUACUCCUCGAACCUGCCCAUCUUAGACAAGGACGCAUUGUUAAUAAUAUCGUUGCAAAUAGCAGCUGGUAUGAAGUAUUUAGCCAGCCAGAGAUUUGUGCAUAGAGAUUUAGCUUGCAGGAAUUGCCUGGUCGGGAAUAACCUGACCGUGAAAAUUGCUGAUUUCGGAAUGAGCAGAGAUAUAUACACCUGCGACUAUUAUAAAGUCGGAGGUUCAAGAUUGCUUCCAGUGAGAUGGAUGUCCCCAGAAAGCGUCAUUUAUGGCAAAUUUACAUUGGAAUCAGACGUGUGGUCGUUUGGCAUUGUACUAUGGGAAAUAUAUUCAUUAGGAAAACAGCCUUACUACGGAUAUUCCAACGAUGAAGUUUUAAAGUUAAUACACGACGGUGUGUUGCUGGAGAUCCCGCUGAACUGCCCGCCUGUUAUUUGUGUACUGAUGAACGGCUGCUGGAAGAGCGACCCCAAGGAACGGUUGAGGUUCUCUGAUAUAUACGAGCGGUUAAAGAACGUGACCAAACGACCCGAGUUGGAUAGUCCAUUGCCCCGACCACCCGCCUUGCCAGCCAUCGUCAAUCACCUGAAUCUCCGGCAGUAUUCAUCAGAAGAGCUGUUGGACGUGGACAACUAUUUACAACCCGACGACCUGGACGACACCAGAGAAUAUAUAUUACCCCUGCCUUAUUGAGUUAACGGCACGAUUCAGUUCCUCUAUAGUAAUUUUUGAUAGUUUUUUGUAAAUUAGCAAUAUUACUUGAAUAACAAUUUUAUUUUGCUAAGUCCUUACUCAUCGUGUAUCUCGUAUCUGACUUUUCAUGAAACAUUAUUUUAUCCACCUUUGCGUGUCCAUGUCACUUGUUGUUUUUUAAUUUUAUUACCUAUAUAUUUGGUAAAAAUCUACGUACAAUUAUUUUUUAGUUUGUAAUUAAAAACAAUUUAUUUUUAAGUACACAAUAUUAUAGUUUUAAAUUGUAAAACGUUUUUAGAAAAUAUUUGGUUCUAUUUUGUUUCAUAUACAUCCAGUGAUGAGUAGCAUACACAAUAUUAAUGCAGAUGAUAUUUUAGUUAA
Adelges cooleyi (spruce gall adelgid) is the source of this 2481-nucleotide messenger RNA. RefSeq names its product tyrosine-protein kinase transmembrane receptor Ror-like. Gene Ontology annotation, cellular component: signaling receptor complex; axon. Lineage: Eukaryota; Metazoa; Arthropoda; Insecta; Hemiptera; Adelgidae. Gene Ontology annotation, biological process: positive regulation of kinase activity; cellular response to nerve growth factor stimulus; cell surface receptor protein tyrosine kinase signaling pathway. Gene Ontology annotation, molecular function: transmembrane receptor protein tyrosine kinase activity; ATP binding; neurotrophin receptor activity. Bases 448 to 2100 code for a protein of 550 amino acids. The transcript is spliced from 10 exons. The record is from RefSeq and is a predicted model, not a curated record.